This is a messenger RNA of Nerophis ophidion (straightnose pipefish), 1811 nucleotides long. RefSeq names its product TSR3 ribosome maturation factor (gene tsr3). The coding region runs from base 302 to 1207 and encodes 301 amino acids. NCBI's taxonomy places the organism in Eukaryota, Metazoa, Chordata, Actinopteri, Syngnathiformes, Syngnathidae. The record is from RefSeq and is a predicted model, not a curated record. Gene Ontology annotation, biological process: maturation of SSU-rRNA. The transcript is spliced from 6 exons. Gene Ontology annotation, molecular function: rRNA small subunit aminocarboxypropyltransferase activity.
CGUGACAGAAAUAUAUUGCGCGCAUGCUCCGUACACAUCAAGGCGAGCACGUCGGACUUUCACAACAGUAGCCAAAAAUUGAAGUUUGGAUUAUUCCACAAGCUUUCGUGGUUAGUUUGUUUAUCAAUACAAGUUCUAAUAAUAGACACAAGCGUACACGUAAAGCUAGAAGUAUCCGGCGUUUGUAUUGGUAUAGUUUUGCUACCAUGCUAAUGUCAGUAUCGUGGUUACUACAAUGCUAGCUAGUGCGUGUUGUUUUUGACAGUCAUUACAUUGAAAUCGGAUUUUCGGCUGACAAAAAAUGGGACGAAAAAAGCCGGGCAAGUUUCUGCGUUCUGAUAAUAAAGGAAAAGAUAAACGACACAAGAUGAAGGGGAAAUCAUUAGAAGCCUUUACAGAAGAAAUGCACUCUGCAUUUGAAGCAAGUCUUCAUUUGGAGGGGGAGGGAGCAGAGAGCCCCCAAAUUAAAUUGCCUUGUCCACUAGCCAUGUGGGAGCUGGGACAUUGUGAUCCCAAACGUUGCACAGGCAGAAAGCUGGCCCGAAAGGGCUUUGUGCACAACCUGCGUCUCAAUCAGAGAUUUCAUGGACUGGUAUUGAGUCCAAUGGGCACAAAGUAUGUGACACCAGGUGACAGGGAGAUCGUGGCCCAGCAUGGACUCGCAGUCAUUGAUUGCUCCUGGGCCAAACUGGAGGAGACGCCGUUCAAUAAGAUGAUUGGAAGCCAUCCGCGCUUAUUGCCGUACCUUGUCGCUGCAAACCCUGUCAACUACGGGAAGCCUUGCAAAUUAUCUUGUGUUGAAGCUUUUGCUGCCACCUUUUGUAUUGUAGGUUUCAAAGAGCUGGCCGUGCUUUUGUUGAAUAAAUUUAAGUGGGGCUCCGUGUUCCUGGAGCUCAAUAAGGAUCUGCUCGAGCGCUACACUGCGUGCCAGUCAGAGGAUGAGUUGCUCACUGUCGAAAAGGACUUUCUCACAACCAAACCUGAGGACAACGAAUUUGAUCCAUUUGACGUUGACUCAGGAGUAGAAUGUAUGAAUCUCAACAGACGUCAUAGGGUACCUGAGGAGGAGGAGGAUUCUAGUGAGGACGCUGACACAUCAGAGGAGGAUGAGGAUGAUGAAGCAGAAUAUGAAAAAAACAACGAUGAGUCAGAACAUGUCUCACACAUUAAAGAGGAAGUAGCAGCUGCAGCAAAGUCGUCACAUUAAAACUUAUUUAAACUCCUUAGAAAUUGAAUGGCUGGUUAGCAAUAGAAAGAGCCUCCAUGUAUUCUGUGAUUUUCUUAUUACGGUACAUAAAGUCAUUAACUGGUAGAUAGAGAGAGAUAGAAAUAACUUUAUUUAUUCCUUCAGGGGAGUUCCUUCAGGAAAAUUUAAAUUCUCAGCACAAUCCCAUUCAAGAUCAGACAAACAUUACAGGGAGACAGAACAGGAUCGCUGACGGGUCUGCCGACUUCCAGCGCCCCUUACAAAAAAGGUGAGAUACAGGUAAACAAGGGGGGGAAUGGGAGAGAAAAAAAAAAGAUUAAAAUAAAAUAAAUCGGUCUAAGCCUGGGCUUCUGGAGAGGGGGUCCAGACUGAGGCCAAGGGGGGAAAAACAACUCAUAGCCAUAGUACAUAUCCCUCUUACAUGUGUGUAAGGAGGAAACGUCAAAGAAAAAAAGGACAUGAAAGACAUUAAAGCAGCGGAGCUAAUACAACAAGCCACUUCUACAUACAGCUAUGAAUAAAAAGUAAAAGAAACAUAUACACUGUGGUGGCCUCUGCGGUGUGUUGUUUUUAUAUAAAUAAAUAAAUACAUCUGGGAUAUCAA